Messenger RNA from Plutella xylostella (diamondback moth), 361 nucleotides. Its product is annotated as anaphase-promoting complex subunit 13. Gene Ontology annotation, cellular component: anaphase-promoting complex. NCBI's taxonomy places the organism in Eukaryota, Metazoa, Arthropoda, Insecta, Lepidoptera, Plutellidae. Gene Ontology annotation, biological process: protein K11-linked ubiquitination. The record is from RefSeq and is a predicted model, not a curated record.
AAAUAUUGGAAUACAAUGGAUAGCAAGUACCGUCCGAACGGGAGGUUGAUAGACGUGGUGGAUGACGAGUGGCGCGCGGACCAGCUCCCACACGAGGACAUCCAGGUGCCGCUGGAGGAGCUCCCGGACCCCGAGGCGGACUCCGCCGACGCGCACCUCACCCUGCGCGAGCAGAGCCUGCGCUGGCAGGAGAACUUCCCCGAGCCCGUGCCCAACCAAAACUAGACUAGCCUUGCUGUACUGUUAUUUAUGAUUAUUAGGAACAAGUCAACAUCAGGGAUCAACUGCCCAAGUACUUGAACGGGCAGGCCAAGCUUCUCACAACAAGAUGUAUCAUUAUAGAGACAGAAAAAGUUGCCAA